GCGUUUCUCCAGUGAAGACUUCUAUCUGUAGUUUAGUGUGACCUUCACCAACACACGGUUGCAAAGUACGCCAAGAACCCCGUUGUUAACCGUAGCUGAUGACAAGUCCAGCUCACACGGCUCUGUUCAGUGUUUUGCGCGGCUACACAGAUUGCAAGCCUAGAUAAACCGAUAACCCGAUAACGCACAUUACAUUCCAUGAAAAGAGCAACGAUAAGAAUUCCGACAGGGGAAGUAAGUUAGCACAUAGGUAUCAAGGAAGCAACGAAAAAGAGAAUGAAGCUACUAAACACAACGGUUCACGGUUCGCCGCAUUUACUAGCGAAACAUUGAACGUGGCAGAACUGGGUUGAAGGUUAGCCAAGGCUUAGACUAACAUCGUGAACGUUGUGAAAAAACUACUACACUACUGAACUACCUCAAAAACUUUCCAAUGUGUUAUGGAGCCAUCCCAACCUUAGACCAGGAGGCAUACCUUCGUGGAGAAGGAACUGGUAACUUUCAAAUAAACAGGCCACCGUCCCGUACGCUAUCGGCCGUCACACGGUCGGUACUCCCUCAGGUGCGUCUGUUUCGUAUCCAGGUACCGGAUAAUACAACGGCCACGGUUUCAGCCAGUGGGCCCGUUUCCCGGCCGGUGUCGCAACCACAACCGCCAAACCAAACAAACUGAUCACUAACAUCCAAUAGUGGGGGAUCGACGAGCACAGCAAAACUUUGGUCCAGCGAGGAUCGCUUAUCACCGGUGACCAUCACGCCGGGACAAACCGACAAGCUCAACGAAACGACUAACUGGUAACUUGGAAGCAUCCUCCAAACAGCGCCCUAUACAACGAUCGGCAACGGAGUGAAUAUUUGAAUGUGUAUAUGGCAGGACGGUCCUUGUCUUAAUUUGGCUACAAAGCAAUUAACACAGCUAAAACCUCCCAGACAAACAUUCAGCAUAAUCAUCCGCACGCACAGUCGCGAUCGUCGCCUUCCUUUCCGUCGCGUUCCAAGAAGCUGGAACGUGAAGCCUAUAUAAGACGAGCUCAGACGCAGCUUCGCCAUGUAUUAUUUGAGCCGCCGCGUGCUUAUCAUGUUGACGUGCAGUGUGCUGAUCACGACGAUCGUCUUCUUUACCGCCUACGGCGUGUACGGAGCACCGUCAUCCGAAGAGGACCAUUCAGACGAGGGCAGUGAUGUUCACUUUCUGGACCAGCUAGAUCGACGGCCAGGCUUCGAGCUGAAGCAAGUGCACGUGUUUUUCCGCCACGGACAACGUACACCGGCCGACACGUAUCCGAACGAUCCGUACGUUAACUAUACCUUCGAACCGUACGACUGGGGACAGCUGACAAACCACGGUAAAUACUCAGUCUACGAACAGAUCGGUUCCUGGCUGCGCGAUCGCUAUGGACGGUUCGUCGGUGAAACGUAUCGUGCCAAAAACGUUCAUGUACAGACGACCGGUGUCUCACGCACGCAGAUGUCGAUGCAACUCGUGCUAGCCGGCCUUUUCCCACCGGCAGGUACGCCUCUCGAAUGGAACCGGCGUCUCAACUGGCAACCGAUACCGUACUUCAGUGAACCACUUAGCCAAGAUACGCUUCUGCUAGUGCGUGUUUCCUGUCCACGAUACACCGAAACUGUGAAGGAAUCUUUCCAGCUGCCGGAAAUCGUUAGUCUAAUGAACGCUAACAAACAGCUGUAUGAGAAUCUCACAAGCAUCACCGGGCUGACGAUAGCGAAUCCGGACGAUGUGCAAUCACUGUUUAGUACGCUUAAGGCCGAGUUCGAGUACGGUCUAAAGCUGCCCUCCUGGACGAAAGCAUACUAUCCGGACAAGCUGUUGCCUUUAACGAAGAAAAGCUACGCGCUUAACGUUUACACCGACGAGAUGAAGCGUUUAAAGGGUGGUCCGUUCCUUCGCAAGACACUGAACGAAUGGGAAGCCCUGAUCGCUAAUCCGACUGGUUCGCACAAGAAAAUCUUCCUAUACGCUGGUCACGAUUCGACCGUCGUUAACAUUCUGUCGGCGUUUAAGGUUUGGGAUGAAACUGUCCUGCCCGAUUACGGUGUGAUGGGUGUGCUGGAACUAUACCGCGAUAGUAGCAACGGUGAAUACGGUGUAACCGUUAGCCAGAAACAACUCGGACAGCGUCUGCAACGUCUCAUAAUACCCGGCUGUACCCCACUGUGUCCGAUCGAGAAGCUGAAAACCGUGCUGAAGAAUACCAUACCGACCAACUGGAAGACGGACUGUGUAGCGAAAAAUCCCGACACCGUUGAACCACCACCGUCGGGACCUUAGAGUAAAGGUAGCUGACCACUGUGUAGCCAUACUGUGUAAGGUGUGAAUAAACUAGAUGUCUAUGUAAACAUGA
Molecule: messenger RNA, 2366 nt
Organism: Anopheles funestus (African malaria mosquito)
Lineage: Eukaryota; Metazoa; Arthropoda; Insecta; Diptera; Culicidae
Product: venom acid phosphatase Acph-1-like
Exons: 8
Coding region: 1049-2293 (414 amino acids)
Biological process (GO): dephosphorylation
Molecular function (GO): phosphatase activity
Source: RefSeq, a predicted model, not a curated record